GCAACGGCGCGGCCUGGGCGGCUCCGAGCCCCCCAAAGUGAGGGAACUGAGCCCCAAAACCCGGGAACCGCUCCCGGUGAGCCCCCCUGGCCUUUCCGGGGCUCUCUGUGCCCCAAACCCGUGGUACCGGCCCGGUGAACUGCCGUGGCUCGAUCUCAGGGGUCUCUAAGGGCUCCCCCAUCCAGUGAGGCCUGGUCCCAGUGCCCCCUCCCCAUCCCGGGGGUCUCUGGGGUCCCCACCCGGCGCUCCCGCUCCCACUGCUCCCCUCAAUUCCAGCGCCACAAUCCCCCUGGAUUACUGGGGAGGGGGUCCCAGCGCUGCCCCCCACCCCUGCAAUCCUGACACUCCCAAUCUGCAGCUUUUUCACCCUCUUUUCCCUCAGAUCCCCACCCAAAGAGGGGACAAGGACCCCCGGGUCACCCCGGCCAUGGCUGAGCAAGGGGACAGCCCGUGUGGGGCCCCCGAGGGGACACGGCCAGGAGCCACCCUGAGCGACAGCCUCGUCACCACCCGCAGCUGCUCCACGGGGCCGCUGCCCACCUCCACCCUCCGCUUGGACCGGGAGAACCUCUCCUGCAUCGGGAAACUCCGGAGGAUGGCAGAGAUCCACAGCCUCUACCUGCAGCAGAACCAAAUUGAGAAGAUCGAGAAUUUGGAGUCUUUUCCCAACCUGAGGUUCCUCUGCCUGGCUGGGAACCGCAUCCAGAGGGUGGAGAACCUGCAGGCCCUGCCCCAGCUGAGCACCCUGGACCUGUCCCACAACCAGAUCCGGGCUCUGGACGCAGAGGAGCUGCCCCGCAGCCUCCGGAUCCUCGACCUGACCGGGAACGAGUGCAGCCGGCAGGACGGAUACAGGGAUCUGGUGGUGGCAGCCCUGCCCCACCUCCUGCAGCUGGAUUCCCAGCCAAUCCAUGGAGACACGGCUCGGGAAGAGGCAGGAGGAGGCUCCUGCAGCAGCGAGGAGGAGGAGGAGGAUGAGGAGCUGUUCCCUGAGCUGAGGAUUCCCUUCACCGUGGACAAAGAUUUCCUGCAGGAUGUGCAGCGGGAGCUGGCCGGGCGGGCGCGGUGGAGGCGGAGGAAGAGCCUGGAGGAGCACCGGGCGCGGCUGGAGGAGCUGCGGGAGCUCCGGGCUCUGCUGCUGGACCCGGGGCAGGGCCAGCUCUGUCCCCAAGGGGCACAGCUGUCACCUCUGCCAGCAUCCAGGGUGUCCCAGCGAGCUCCUGGCGCCAUCCAGCCCCCAGGCAAGGCUCUGGAGAAGGAGCCUGGUGCCAAAGGAGCGGGGAAUGGGCAGUUAUCCCAAAUAUCCUGCAGCAGCAGCAAGGAAUAAAGUCGUUAUUCCCACCCCAAUCCAGCUGGACCUCACCCUACAGCCAUCCCAAGGGGCUGGAAAUGGGGGAAAACACACAAGGGGCUGUGGGCAGGGCUCCCAAUCCCAUCCCAUAUCCCUGUCCUUCCCCCUGCACCUCAUUCCAGGCCGUGGCCGCCCCUCCAGGGUAAACUGGGGGCUGGGACCCCUGGAGGGAGCCAGGAAGG
Molecule: messenger RNA, 1533 nt
Organism: Parus major (Great Tit)
Lineage: Eukaryota; Metazoa; Chordata; Aves; Passeriformes; Paridae
Gene: LRRC46
Product: leucine rich repeat containing 46
Exons: 8
Coding region: 428-1327 (299 amino acids)
Molecular function (GO): protein binding
Source: RefSeq, a predicted model, not a curated record